Molecule: messenger RNA, 1070 nt
Organism: Apis laboriosa (Himalayan honeybee)
Lineage: Eukaryota; Metazoa; Arthropoda; Insecta; Hymenoptera; Apidae
Gene: Dh44
Product: diuretic hormone 44
Exons: 4
Coding region: 362-949 (195 amino acids)
Cellular component (GO): extracellular region
Molecular function (GO): hormone activity
Source: RefSeq, a predicted model, not a curated record
UUAUUCUUCCCUUCCGACCGAGCGCCUCGUUUUCGUUAUCUUUCGUUCUACGUAACGCUGGCCUUGCCUUGAUCGACCAACGAUCGACCAUCAUCACUCCGUCAUCCGUUCGUUCUACUCCUCGCGGAACGACGUCCUGGAAGUUGCUUUUUCGAGUGAAAAAGUGCUUCGUAUCUCUUUUCCACCGUUUCGUCUCUCUCUUUCUCUCUCUCUCUCUUUCUUUCUCUUUCGCGCGCGCUGCAACGAACUAAGCAUUUAACAUCAUCGUUUCACGUGAUCCAACGGAACGGAGAUAUUUCGUUCGAGGGAAGAUUCCUUUGGCCAAUUUACAAGAUACACUCGUUCCCAGUUUUUCAACACAAUGAUGUUGAUGAGCGUGCUAGUGUCUCUAUUGUUCGUCGUUAUGGCUAAAUGUCAUCCCAUAUCCUACAACACAUACGACGAAAGAGAAUUGUCACGGGAUCAUCCACCACUCUUACUUCUCGUUGAUCACCGAAUUCCGGAUUUAGAGAAUGAAAUGUUCGACUCGGGAAACGAUCCAGGAUCAACAGUAGUCCGAACGAAACGUCUUGAAUCAAAACGUAUCGGAUCAUUGUCGAUCGUGAAUUCUAUGGAUGUGUUACGACAAAGGGUUCUUCUUGAACUUGCUAGACGUAAAGCAUUACAGGAUCAAGCUCAAAUCGACGCCAAUCGUCGUCUUUUGGAGACGAUUGGAAAAAGAUCGUUACCUCUUUACGGCGGAAACAUGUCUAAAACCGGCGAUUCAAGGUUGAAAAGCGAAUUUGAAUACGUACUCGAGCAACAAGGAAAAAAUCAUGAUCGAAACGUGGCACCGGAAAGAAUUUCCGAAAGACUGCAGGAUUGGCUCCAUAACGAUGAUUCGACAUUUCGAGAAAGACAGGAUGAUCAAACGCGAAGGGCGCAAACAAAUGAGCUACGUUUAUUGUAAUCAACACUCAAGGAGAACACUCACAAUCAAUUUUCGCUAUAUUACGAUUUUUUAUCUAAAGCUAAUGAAUUGCAUAUAGUUUAUCUAUUAUUCGUCAUAUUCCUCAGGUUAUAUAUAUAUA